Messenger RNA from Cynara cardunculus var. scolymus (artichoke), 2537 nucleotides. RefSeq names its product ABC transporter B family member 26, chloroplastic. Gene Ontology annotation, biological process: transmembrane transport. Gene Ontology annotation, molecular function: ABC-type transporter activity; ATP hydrolysis activity; ATP binding. The transcript is spliced from 18 exons. Gene Ontology annotation, cellular component: membrane. The record is from RefSeq and is a predicted model, not a curated record. Lineage: Eukaryota; Viridiplantae; Streptophyta; Magnoliopsida; Asterales; Asteraceae. The coding region runs from base 140 to 2242 and encodes 700 amino acids.
GUCACCAACAGAUUAGCCGCUCGCGAGUCAUUCGGCGACGAUAACAUUUCCCGUCCAUAGCCAUUUUUGUCCGCGAAAACGGCGAGAUUCGAAUCUACUAGCUUCAAUUUCCAUUAAUUCCUCCUUGAUUCAAUGAACAAUGGCUUCGAUUCUUAGUAGUCAUCAUCAUCCUAGCUUCAUUUACUCAAACAUUCAUCCGAAAAAGCUCAAUUUCACCACAACUCAACGGGUUCGAUUCUCUUGCCGGAAAGCUAACAGAAGACUUGUUCACUUUAGUCCGGUAAAAUCGGCUUCGGCUAAUGGAUAUUCGUUACAGAAUCAUGAUGAUAGUCCCGAGGUUGCAGUUGCAGAUGGAAUGCGUACGGAUUUCGGAGAGGAUAAUGUAGGUGGAGUAUCGGAGAGGUUGCUGAGGUUUAUUCGUUUAAUUCCAUCGGUGUUGCCAGGUGGAAAGUGGUGGAGCUUUUCUGAUGAAGUGGAAAUCGUGGCAAAUGCGAAGCCGGUGACUUUGGUGCGGGCUCUUCAACGAAUGUGGGGAUUAAUAUCCAAUGAUCGUUGGGUUAUCUUUGCUGCCUUUUCUGCCCUAGUUCUAACUGCGCUUACGGAGAUCUGCAUUCCUCAUUUCCUGACAGCAUCUAUAUUUUCAGCCCAAAGUGGGGAGACGAUAGUGUUUCGUGGAAACGUGAGGCUAUUGGUUUUCCUAUGUGUUACUUCCAGUAUUUGCAGCGGACUAAGAGGUUGCUGGUUUGGCAUUGCGAACAUGAUUCUUGUGAAACGGAUGAGGGAAACGUUAUACUCUACCCUUCUUCUCCAGGAUAUAAACUAUUUCGACUCUGAAAGUAUUGGUGAUUUGACAAGUCGGCUAGGAUCAGAUUGUCAGCAGGUGUCACGGGUCAUUGGGAAUGAUCUCAACUUAAUAUUACGCAAUCUUCUUCAGGCAACGGGAGCUUUGAUCUACUUGUUGUUCUUGUCUUGGCCACUUGGCUUAUGCACAUUGGCCAUCUGCUCUACUCUAUCAAUAGUUAUGUUACGAUAUGGACAGUACCAGAAGAAAGCAGCAAAGUUAACGCAAGAGUUCACGGCCUCUGCAAACGAAGUUGCACAAGAGACAUUUUCUUUGAUGAGAACAGUCCGAGUGUAUGGAACUGAACACAAAGAACUAAAAAGGUACAACAACUGGCUGGAAAAACUAGCUGAUAUAAGCUUGCGAACGAGUGCUGCAUAUGGAAUUUGGAAUUUCAGUUUCAACAUUCUGUACCAUUCUACCCAGGUUAUUGCUGUGCUGAUAGGAGGAAUGUCUAUUAUGGCUGGUCAUAUAACAGCUGAGCAACUUACAAAGUUCAUAUUGUACAGUGAAUGGCUGAUUUACUCUACAUGGUUUGUGGGAGACAAUUUAUCAUCUUUAAUGCAAUCUGUUGGGGCAAGCGAAAAAGUAUUCCAGAUGAUGGAUCUUGUGCCUAGUGACCAGUUCAUGUCCAAAGGAUCGAAGUUGCCAAUCUUGAAGGGCCGAAUUGAGUUUGUGAACGUAUCAUUUAGCUAUACAUCAAGGGAAAAGGUACAUGUACUAAAAGGCAUAAACCUUGCACUGAAUCCUUGUGAAGUAGUUGCAAUUGUUGGUCUUAGUGGUAGCGGGAAAAGCACGAUAGUAAAUCUUUUGCUCCGUCUCUAUGAACCAACAAGUGGUCAGAUUUUGGUUGAUGGACAUUCUCUAAACGAUAUGGACAUCAAGUGGCUUAGAGAAAGAAUUGGAUAUGUUGGACAGGAACCUCGGCUCUUCCAUAUGGACGUGAGAUCGAAUAUAGCAUAUGGAUGUACAAGAGAUGUAAGUCAACAGGAUAUUGAAUGGGCAGCCAAGCAGGCAUAUGCUCAUGACUUCAUUUCCUCCCUACCUGAUGGCUAUAACACAAUCGUGGAUGAUGAUUUGCUUAGUGGAGGACAAAAACAGCGAAUUGCAAUUGCUCGGGCAGUUCUUAGGGAUCCAUCCAUUUUGAUACUUGAUGAAGCUACUAGCGCUUUGGAUGCAGAAAGUGAAUACAACAUCAAGGGUGUACUUCAUGCUGCUGGAGAUAACUUCAAGAGGACUGUCAUAAUAAUCGCACACAGGCUUUCCACCGUACAAGCUGCAGACAGAAUAGUUGUCAUGGACCGUGGCCAGAUCAUCGAGAUGGGUAAUCACAAAGAACUUCUCCUUAAAGAUGGCUUGUACGCACGAUUAACCAGAAGACAAGUGGAUGCCGUGGGAUGACAACGGAACGUAUGACUUGGGAUCGGAAUCCUCAUAGAUUUAUAGUUAGACAAUAAUACAUUUUAAUAGGCAUGGAAUGCAAAUCUUUCAAUUUGGACAAGAAGAUAGGUGUUAUCAUGGCAUGGAAUGCAAAUCUUCAAUUUGGAGAAAAAUGGCAAGGGAAGAGAAUAUGCCCUUUCAAGCUUCAAUACCCAUUCAUACAACAAGAUUAAAUGUGUACUUAUGGUUGAAUUCUAGCUUUGGAAAUUCAUCAUAAUGAAAUGGUGUAAUUGUUUAUAUAAGGUCUUAUUGGUCU